Penicillium cinerascens is the source of this 948-nucleotide messenger RNA. Its product is annotated as mitochondrial carrier. The record is from RefSeq and is a predicted model, not a curated record. Bases 1 to 948 code for a protein of 315 amino acids. Gene Ontology annotation, molecular function: ATP:ADP antiporter activity. Lineage: Eukaryota; Fungi; Ascomycota; Eurotiomycetes; Eurotiales; Aspergillaceae. Gene Ontology annotation, cellular component: mitochondrial inner membrane. The transcript is spliced from 4 exons. Gene Ontology annotation, biological process: mitochondrial ATP transmembrane transport; mitochondrial ADP transmembrane transport.
AUGUCUAAGGGCGACAUUAAACAGGGCGACAAGUCCGUCUUCGGCAUGCCCGGCUUCGCCGUCGACUUUCUGAUGGGUGGUGUUUCUGCCGCUAUCUCCAAGACCGUUGCUGCCCCUAUUGAGCGUAUCAAGCUCAUGAUCCAGAACCAGGACGAGAUGCUCAAGGCCGGUCGUCUCGACCGCAAGUACAACGGCAUCGGUGAUUGCUUCAAGCGUACUGUCGCCGCUGAAGGUGUCGUCUCCCUGUGGCGUGGUAACACUGCCAACGUCAUCCGUUACUUCCCUACCCAGGCUCUGAACUUCGCUUUCCGUGACACAUACAAGUCCAUGUUCGCCUACAAGAAGGAGCGUGAUGGCUACACCAAGUGGAUGAUGGGUAACCUGGCAUCCGGUGGCGCCGCCGGUGCCACUUCACUCCUCUUCGUCUACUCCCUGGAUUACGCCCGUACCCGUCUUGCCAACGACGCCAAAUCUGCCAAGGGUGCCGGUGAGCGCCAGUUCAAUGGUCUCGUGGACGUCUACCGCAAGACCAUUGCCACCGACGGUAUUGUCGGUCUUUACCGUGGUUUCGGUCCUUCCGUGUUCGGUAUCAUUGUAUACCGUGGUUUGUACUUCGGCAUGUACGACUCCCUUAAGCCCGUUCUCCUGGUUGGUGCCCUCGAGGGUAACUUCCUUGCUUCCUUCCUGCUCGGCUGGAUCGUCACAACGGCUGCCGGUGUUGCCUCCUACCCUCUAGACACAAUCCGUCGUCGUAUGAUGAUGGCUUCUGGUGAGGCCGUCAAGUACAAGUCCUCCAUGGAUGCUGCCUACCAAAUCGUCGCCGCAGAGGGUGUCAAGUCCCUGUUCAAGGGUGCUGGUGCUAAUAUCCUCCGGGGUGUCGCCAGUGCUGGUGUCCUCUCCAUCUACGACCAGGUACAGCUCAUCCUCUUUGGCAAGAAGUUCAAAUAG